AUGACAAAGUCCCUCACUAAGGUUGUGUACAAGCCCGACACUCAGUCGACAGACGAGUUUAUUGUCAUUGUCAAUCCAGCAGAGUACAAGAAAUGGAAAGCCGGAGGUAAAACGAUCGCUCUGGCAGAGGUUGUUGAUGCUUUCAAAGUGUUUUUCUCCAAUCAAGGCGCUCAGGGCAUUCUGGGUGCGCCGUCAAAGCAACAACUGGAUACUACCUUUGGCACGACAAAUGACGUUGAUGUCAUGACGCAGAUCCUGGAGAAGGGGAAAGAACAAUCUGGGAAUGGCAUCAGUUCUGGAGGGACGGCUACAAAUUUUGCACGUGGGAGCAUCGCCCUCGACAACAAGGGCAAGGGACUGACGGGCAUAUAA
This is a messenger RNA of Suillus paluster, 372 nucleotides long. RefSeq names its product DUF1960-domain-containing protein. The transcript is spliced from 4 exons. Bases 1 to 372 code for a protein of 123 amino acids. The record is from RefSeq and is a predicted model, not a curated record. NCBI's taxonomy places the organism in Eukaryota, Fungi, Basidiomycota, Agaricomycetes, Boletales, Suillaceae.